Messenger RNA from Dracunculus medinensis (Guinea worm), 1494 nucleotides. The record is from the annotation of a GenBank genome assembly. NCBI's taxonomy places the organism in Eukaryota, Metazoa, Nematoda, Chromadorea, Rhabditida, Dracunculidae.
UAUAAUUUUUCUUCUAUUGGAAAAAUGUUUUAUUCGGCUGGAAUCUUCAAAACAACCUUUGUUUUAUCUUCAACAAAUAAAGUGAAAAUUUAUGAAUCGGCUGUUGAAGCAGUAAGCGAUAUUCCGAAUGGAGCAAAACUUCUUGUUGGCGGAUUUGGUUUAUGCGGCAUACCAGAAAAUUUAAUCGAUGGAUUAGUUAAAACAGGAGUCAAAGAUCUCCUAUGUGUUAGUAACAAUGCUGGUGUUGAUAAUUGUGGCCUUGGUCUUUUACUGAAAAAUAAACAGAUUAAGAAGAUGAUCUCAUCGUACGUCGGUGAAAACUCCGAAUUUAUCAGGCAGUACCUUUCUGGAGAACUAGAGCUCGAGUUUACUCCACAAGGUACAUUAGCUGAAAGAAUUAGAGCAGGUGGUGCAGGCAUUCCAGCUUUUUAUACUCCAGCUGGUUAUGGGACCUUAAUACAUUAUGGUGGUUCGCCUAUCAAAUUUAAAGAAAAUGGCGAAGUUGAAGUGGUCAGUGCUCCCAAGGAGCGUAUAUUCCACGGAAGAAAUUAUAUCAUGGAAGAAGCAAUAAGUGGUGAUUUUGCCUUAAUAAAAGCGUGGAAAGCGGACAAAUUAGGAAAUAUUCUCAUCAGACAGAGUGCUGGAAAUUUUAAUAUACCGAUGUGCAAAGCAGCAAAAAUCUCAAUCGUAGAGGUUGAAGAAAUCGUAGAGGUCGGGCAGAUAGGUCCAAGCGAGGUGCACAUUCCUUCAAUUUAUUGUCACCGUCUUGUUCUUGGAAAAAACUAUAGAAAACCUAUCGAAAAGUUAAAAAUUAGAAAAGAGAAAAGCGAAGCAAGUACGUCAGGGGAAAAAUUGCGGGAAAUUAUCGCCAGAAGAGCAGCUUUAGAAUUUAAAGAUGGAAUGUAUGUAAAUCUUGGAAUUGGUAUACCUACACUCUGUCCCAGUUAUCUGCCUAAAGGAAUGAUAGUGCAUUUACAAAGUGAAAAUGGUCUCCUUGGCGUGGGACCAUAUCCAAAGAAGGGCGAUGAAGAUCCAGAUUUGAUAAAUGCUGGCAAAGAAACGAUCACUUUAUUACCUGGCGCUGCUAUUUUCAGCAGCGAUGAAUCUUUCUCUAUGAUCAGAGGUGGUCAUAUUGCGCUGUCUAUACUGGGUGCUCUUGAAGUUUCACGUUAUGGUGAUCUUGCAAAUUGGAUGGUGCCUGGAAAAAUUGUGAAAGGAAUGGGUGGUGCGAUGGAUCUUGUUAGCGCCUUAGGAACAAAAGUGAUUGUUGCCAUGGAACAUACGUCGAAAGGUCAACCAAAAAUACUCGACAGUUGCACUUUACCAAUUACUGGAGCUAAAUGUGUAUCAAGGAUAAUUACAGAUAUGGCAGUGUUUGAUGUGGAUCCUAUUGAAGGGCUAACUUUAAUUGAAUUCCGUAAAGACCUUGCUGUGGAAGAUAUCUUUGAGAAUACAGCGUGCGAUUUCAAAGUUAGUAUUCUAAGCUUUCCUUGA